GAGCGAAGGAGGGGUGUCUGUUUUUACGUCUGGUUGCGUAGGAAAGAUCAUGGCGGAUGGAGACUGAUAUCCCCCCCUUCUCUGCCAAAGCCCGGGAGAAAAAAUUGAAUAAGCUAAGGGAGUGGAGCUAUCGUAGUCCAUUUGCUUCUGUCCUACAACUGCACACUGUACAACUGCCCUGGAGAUGUACGCUACCUAUCUGCCGAGCAGCUGGUGACACUAAAGAGCUCCAUGGAAACCUAACACUGAAGCCGUUCCUUGUCUUCCCCAAAAAUUUGGUCAAUUGAAGGCCAGUACUCACUAUUUACAGGAGCAUAAGUCAUCAUCUGGUGGAGUUUACUCUACUAUUGUUUGACCCCCAGGUAGAGCUGCCUCUACAGCGUUACCUUUCUCCUGCAGUCAUGAGGAAACCUGGACAUCUCAGGGCAUCAGACUGGAAGGAUGGUAGGAGACAUGGCCGACCGGCGGACAUGCACACACAUCAAGGCCACUUCAGUUGGGAAAAAUAUCUGAAGGAGACUGGAUCUCAACCAGCCCCUCCUCACUGCUUCAGACAGUCAUGUUCUCCCCCAUCCAACGAUUACAAGAUUGGAAUGAAAUUGGAAGCUCAGGAUCCAAGGAAUACAACCUCCACUUGCAUCGCCUCUGUGGUAGGCCUCACAGGAGCAAGACUUAGACUGCGUCUUGAUGGAAGCGACAACAAAAAUGAUUUUUGGAGAUUGGUGGAUUCAUCAGAGAUCCAACCUAUUGGCACAUGUGAAAAGAGUGGGGGCAUGCUACAGCCUCCCCUAGGUUUUAGACUUAAUGCCUCCUCUUGGCCAAUGUUCCUUCUGAAGACACUAAAUGGAGCUGAGAUGGCACCAGCUAAAUCAUUCCACAAGGAACCGCCUUCUCCAACUCAGAACAACUUUGAGAUAGGAAUGAAGUUGGAGGCAGUAGACAGAAAAAAUCCCCAUUUUAUCUGCCCAGCGACCAUUGGGGAGGUGCGGGGCAGCGAGAUCCUUGUGACGUUUGAUGGAUGGAGAGGAGCUUUUGAUUAUUGGUGCCGAUAUGACUCCAGGGACAUCUUUCCAGUGGGUUGGUGCUCUCUGACUGGUGACAACCUUCAGCCUCCAGGCACUAAAGUAGCCAUUCCAAAAAGUCCAGCUCCUGCUGCAGGUAUUGCUUCUGGAAUCCUGCGAGGCCCUAAAACCUUGCUUCCUGGUAUGCCUGGGCGUAGACGUCGAAAGCCAGGGAGGAAGAAGGGACAGCUGCCUAAAGCUCUUGCACAUCAGUUGACAAGUCAACCACCUAAACUUUGUGAACCUUUCCGCUUUCCCAAGAAAAGAGGUCCCAAACCUGGUAGCAAGAGAAAGCCACGUCUUUUGCUGAACCAGGUUCCUACUUCCCCUACAAACAGUACCCCAGAACCAGAUACAAGCACUGUACCACAAGAUGCUGCCACCAUUCCAUGUGCUGCCAUGCAGGCACCCACAGUUUGCAUUUAUCUGAACAAGAAUGGAGACUCUGGUCCUCACCUUGACAGAAAGAAAGUUCAUCACCUUCCGGAUCAUUUUGGACCUGCGCGGGCAUCUGUUGUCCUACAGCAAGCAGUUCAAGCCUGCAUAGACUGUGCUUACCAUCAGAAAACAGUUUUUGGUUUCCUAAAGCAGGGUCAUGGUGGAGAAAUUAUAUCUGCGGUAUUUGAGAGGGAGCAGCAUACGCUGAACCUUCCAGCAGUAAACAGUAUUGGGUAUGUCCUUCGCUUUCUGGAGAAACUUUGUCGGAACCUGCGUAGUGACAACUUAUUUGGAAACCAGCCGUUCACUCAGAAUCCUGCACCACAGGCUGGAUCAUAUGAGAACGACCGGUAUUUAACAGAAAGGUGUCAUUUUGAGGGCAGUCUCCAUGGUCCUGGCAGAGGGUCCAAGAGAUACUCUCAAGAAAUACCUCCAUACAGUGCCCCCCUGUGUCCCAAAGUACCAAAGAAUGAUUGCCAUGCAUCAGAAGGAGAAACAUUCCUGAAUGAUGCUGGACUUCCAGGGUCAAUGGAGCAGCGCCUGGGUCCUGCAGAAUCUCCUAGUAGCCCAAACACAUGUAGAGUCUCAAAGGAAUAUCGGUCUUCUUCCUUUCGGAGUCACCACCAGCCCAGCAGUCUGUCCCAAGGAACUGUACGCCGGCUAAGCUCGGGUGAGUCUGAAAGGUGCACAAAUGGUCGGCAGGGAUCUCGUGACCCAUCUUUAUGGAACAUGGAAGAUGUUAUGCAGUUUAUCAGAGGAGCCGAUCCGCAGCUAGGAUCACAUGCAGAGCUCUUCCGUAAACACGAAAUUGAUGGAAAAGCCUUGCUCCUACUGAGAAGUGAUGUCAUGAUGAAAUAUAUGGGUCUGAAGUUGGGUCCUGCUCUAAAACUGUCUCACCACAUAGAUAAACUGAAGCAAGGGAAGUUCUGACCAAGUCAUCUUCUCCGGCUAUCACAGACCCUAUACAUUUUGAUGCAUUGGACUCUGCAUUGCUGUCUCAGCAACCUUGCAAAAAAUAAAAAAGCCACCAUGAGAGGAAUUUGACUCAGCCUUGAAGACCCCAUUCUGGGGGUCUUUGUAUGUUGCGGACAUCUGAAACGUUCUAUGAGAAGUUCCUCCAGUCUGUGAACUUGUUCUUGAUAUUUCACAAUAAGGGGAGAGGGAAGAUGAAGGCAUUACGUUUUGAUUGGGCUGUAGGUUAUCCUACUCCCUGAUGUACUUUGAAUUAAUCCAAACGAUACUUUUCUUAUCUUAUAUAGCACUGGCAGUGCACACAGCGCUGUACCUUGUAGAAUAAAAGAGGCACAAUGAAUUAUUGGCCACAAAAGCUUGCAAUCUGAUGAGUGGUUGGAGUUAAUUGGAAUCUGCUUAACAUAAUCUUGUACAUCGUGAACAUAAGGUGGCUUCCAAUUUCUAAUACCGGAGUUAUAUAUCAAUAAUAAAUCCAGCAACCUUGCCCAGGAUCUGCUCA
Molecule: messenger RNA, 2970 nt
Organism: Bufo gargarizans (Asiatic toad)
Lineage: Eukaryota; Metazoa; Chordata; Amphibia; Anura; Bufonidae
Gene: SCMH1
Product: Scm polycomb group protein homolog 1
Exons: 15
Coding region: 402-2429 (675 amino acids)
Biological process (GO): regulation of DNA-templated transcription
Cellular component (GO): nucleus
Molecular function (GO): protein binding
Source: RefSeq, a predicted model, not a curated record